AUGCUCGCCAGUUUCGCCCUCCUGGCAAACAGCAGCCCAGCUCCUCGUCCCCUCCAUCGGCCCGGGCGAAUGCCAGCCCUGCUACACGGCCACCGUCCGCCCGGCGCAGACCCCCUGCCGCUGGAACCCCGCCUGCGCCAUCGCCUGCGCCGUCCAGCGGCGCGGAGGAGGGGCCGCCGCCGCCGCCAACAUUCCGCGCCUUCCCCCCGUCGCGACGACGACCAUCACGGUGCCCUCGCCGCACCCGUCCUGCCCGCGCACGAGCACCUACACCCUGCCCGCCCCGCCCUGCAUGCCGCGCGGCUGCGACUGCGCCACGCCCGUGCCCUUCCCGCAGCGGCAGACCGUCACGCGCACGGCGUACACGCCGCUGUGGUGCAACACGGACCCGGGCCCGCAGCCCACGACCACGACCAGCACCAGCAGCACGCGCCGGCACCUGCCGCUGCCCGUGCCCACGAGGUCGUCGUCGCCGUCGCCGUCCUGCACGAGCUACACGACCCGCCUGGAGGCCUGGUUCUGCCCCAUGAUCGUCUGCGCGCGCAAGGCGGGCUGCGUGCUCCCGCCGUACCCGUCUCCCUGGCCCGUGUCCCUGCCGCGGCCGGACCCGACGGUCAUCCUGUGCGGGCGCGAGGAAGGGUGCGUGCCUCCCCCGGGGCCGGGGCCGGAGCCGGAGGCGGGUGCCGGUGGCGCCAGGAAGAGGAGGGACGGGGCGAAGAACGGUGA
Molecule: messenger RNA, 726 nt
Organism: Thyridium curvatum
Lineage: Eukaryota; Fungi; Ascomycota; Sordariomycetes; Thyridiales; Thyridiaceae
Exons: 2
Coding region: 1-726 (241 amino acids)
Source: RefSeq, a predicted model, not a curated record